Messenger RNA from Bicyclus anynana (squinting bush brown), 1263 nucleotides. It is a transcript of the gene Or-1, whose product is annotated as odorant receptor 13a-like. The transcript has 8 exons. The coding region runs from base 1 to 1263 and encodes 420 amino acids. Gene Ontology annotation, molecular function: olfactory receptor activity; odorant binding. Gene Ontology annotation, cellular component: plasma membrane. The record is from RefSeq and is a predicted model, not a curated record. Gene Ontology annotation, biological process: detection of chemical stimulus involved in sensory perception of smell; sensory perception of smell. Lineage: Eukaryota; Metazoa; Arthropoda; Insecta; Lepidoptera; Nymphalidae.
AUGGUUCUCUUUCUUACUGAUGGCCGAGAUCUUAUCGGAGUUACUGAAGUCCAAGAUAUCAAAUACAUGCAACUUUUGAGGUUUGCCAUGAGAAUUCUCAAUGCUUGGCCUGAAUCUAUUUUGGAUAAAAAUAUAUCUAAAUACGCAUUCUACGGAAAAUGUUACACAUUUUUCAUUGAGUUUAUCUGUCUACCGCCCGGUUUUCUUUAUAUAAAAAAUAGUAUUGGAACUAUUUCUUUUCUAGACUUAGGUCGGACUUAUAUUACGGUGUUUAUGAAUAUCGUCGCUAUGCUAAGAUUGAUUCUGAUAUUUCUGAAACGAUACGAAAAACUCGUAGGGGAUUUUGUAAACAAAAUCCAUCUUUUCCAUCAUAGAAACAAAUCUGUACAUGCAAUGAAGAUUCAUAUUCUGGUACAUAAAUUAUCUCACUUCUUCUCAGUGUAUACGGCUGUGAUGAUGAUCCUUGGAAUACUGCUCUUCACUUGUACACCGCUAUAUAAGAACAUAACUUCUGGGGCUUUCUUUAAUUACCAAACCGAAAAUGUUACUUUUGAACAUUCUGUGUACUACGAUUUACCUUUCGAUUAUGAGCAUGACAUUCGAGGGUAUAUUGUACUGUUCUCAUUUAAUUGGUACAUAACUUUAAUAUGCUCCGCCUGCUUCUGUACGUUUGAUUUGUUAAUGGCUCUAAUGGUGUUCCACGUUUGGGGACAUUUAAGUAUACUCGUCAAGAGUUUGGAAAAUUUUCGAAGACCCAAUGAAAAUGGAGGAUGGUUUAAUGAAAUAGAAAUGAAACUUGUUUCAUCCGAACUAAAAGAGAUUGUUGAGCAUCACAACCUAGUUAUAGAAUUUACAACAAGAAUGGGAAAUAUCUUUGGCCCUGUAUUAAUUCUUUAUUACAUUUUCCACGUUGUUAGCGGGUGUGUUUUACUAUUGGAGUGUUCACAAAUGAAUCCCGAGGCCUUGGUCCGUUAUGGUACAUUAACAUUCUUAGUUUUCCAGCAACUGCUACAAAUAUCAAUAGUGUUCGAACUUUUAGGAUCUAAGAGCUACAGUUUAAUAAACGCUGUAUACACCGUACCAUGGGAGUGUAUGGAUAAUUCUAACAGGAAGAUGGUGCAAAUAAUGUUAUUACAAUCUCAAAGGUUGCUGGCUAUUAAAGCACUUGAUAUGGUUAAUGUGGGGGUGCAAACCAUGGCAUCGAUAAUAAAGACAUCUAUUUCAUACUUCAUAAUGCUACGAACAUUCGCAGAAAUGGAUUAA